GAGUUCUUGUGCAACGUGUAUAUGUGUCCGUCCCGGGCCCUUCAUCACGAUUUAUUCAUUUCAUUAAACAAACAAACAACAAAUAAAUCAAAGAAGAAGAGGAGACCCAGCUUGGUUCGCGCUCCUCCCGACUCGGAACCGAACCGCAUUCGGAUCUCCGGACCCGGGACGGUCCCGUGUCAGUUCCCUGCGAGAAAGUGGAAUAAUCACGUUCGUGGGGACUGGGUCUGACGAGAAGGUAAAAACGGACCGGAGCUUGCUGUGGACAUGGCCGAACCCAAGACGACGAGCCCGACCCCGGGAGACAUGUACAAAGGCUGGCUCUUCAAAUGGACCAACUACAUCAAGGGUUACCAGCGGCGCUGGUUCGUGUUGAGCAACGGGCUCCUGUCAUAUUACAGGACCCAGGCAGAAAUGGGGCACACGUGUCGAGGAACGAUAAACCUGGCCACGGCGAACAUCACAGUGGAGGACUCCUGCAACUUCGUCAUCUCCAAUGGGGGCGCCCAGACCUACCACCUGAAAGCCAGCUCCGAGGUGGAGCGGCAGCGCUGGAUCACAGCCCUGGAGCUCGCCAAGGCGAAGGCAGUCAAGAUGCAGGCUGAGUCAGAUGACUCUGGCGACGAGGCUCCCGUCUCCUCCCAGGGGGACAAGUCGGAGUUUCAGUCCAUGCUGCGGACGCUCACCUGCAAGGUGGAGGACCUGAGCACCUGCCACGACCUGAUCGGGAAGCAUGGCGCCGCCCUGCAGCGCUCCCUGAGCGAGCUGGAGAGCCUGAAGCUGCCCCCGGAGAGCGGGGACAAGAUCAGGCAGGUCAACGAGAGAGCCACGCUGUUCCGGAUCACCUCCAACGCCAUGAUCAACGCGUGCCGGGACUUCCUGUCUCUGGCUCAGACUCACAGUAAGAAGUGGCAGAAGUCGUUCCAGUAUGAGAGGGAGCAGCGGAUUCGACUGGAGGAGACGCUGGAGCAGCUGGCCAAGCAGCACAACAACCUGGAGAGGGCAUUCCGGGGAGCCACUGUGCUGCCUGCAAGCAGCCCUGGCAGCGCCAGCUCCUCCAAGGGGAGCGGUGGCGGGCAUGGCAAAGGAGAUUUGAGUGACGAUGAUGAGAACGAGUUCUUUGACGCGAUCGAGGAUGCUCCCGAAUUCAUCACAGUGCCGGCAGACCCCAAAUACCACAAGCGCACCGGCAGCAAUGUCAGCGGCAUCAGUAGCGAAAUGGGGCUGGAAGAUCAUCUGCGUGAGGAGCAGCAGCAGCAGCAGGCGGCGGCCAAUCAGGAGUCAGCGUCGAAGGAACUCGUCCCGAGGAAGAAACGGCGCACGCGAAUCCCGGACAAGCCCAACUACAGCCUGAACCUGUGGAGCAUCAUGAAGAACUGCAUCGGGAAAGAGCUGUCCAAGAUUCCCAUGCCCGUCAAUUUCAACGAACCCAUCUCCAUGCUGCAACGCCUCACUGAAGACCUGGAGUACUCAGAGCUCCUGGACCGGGCUGCCAAGUGCGAGAGCUCCCUGGAGCAGCUGUGCUACGUUGCUGCCUUCACUGUCUCCUCGUACUCCACCACUGUCUUCCGCACAGGCAAACCCUUCAACCCCCUGCUGGGAGAGACCUUCGAGCUGGACCGCCUGGAGGAGAGCGGCUACCGGUCCCUGUGCGAGCAGGUCAGCCACCACCCGCCCGCGGCCGCCCACCACGCGGAGUCGAAGCGAGGCUGGACCCUGCGGCAGGAGAUAGCCAUCGCCAGCAAGUUCCGUGGGAAAUACCUGUCAAUCAUGCCGCUGGGUACCAUACACUGCCUGUUUGCAAACAGCGGCAACCAUUACACCUGGAAAAAAGUGACCACCACAGUCCACAACAUCAUAGUGGGCAAGCUGUGGAUAGACCAGUCUGGAGAAAUUGAUAUCGUCAACCAUAAUACUGGGGAUAAGUGCCACUUGAAAUUCGCUCCUUACAGCUACUUCUCAAGAGACGUAGCCAGAAAGGUGACGGGAGUGGUGACGGACUCCAGCGGGAAAGCUCACUUCAUCCUGUCAGGGACCUGGGAUGAAAAGAUGGAUUUUUCCCGGGUCAUGCAGAGCACCAGGGGCGAGAACGGGGCGGAGGGCAGGCAGAAGACUGUCUACCAGACCCUGAGAGCCAAGGACCUGUGGAGGAGGAACCCGCUGCCGGAGAACGCUGAGAACAUGUACUAUUUCUCCAACCUGGCGCUGUCACUCAACGAGGAAGAGGAGGGCGUGGCUCCAACUGACAGCAGGCUCCGCCCAGACCAGCGCUUGAUGGAGAACGGCCGCUGGGACGAGGCCAACUCGGAGAAGCAGCGCCUGGAGGAGAAGCAGCGAGCUGUGAGGCGCAAGAGGGAGUCCGAGGCCGUCAAACCAGAGGAAGAUGGGCACACGUGGACACCUACAAGGCACUGUGGUUCGAGAGGAAAGAGGACCCCGUCACGAGAGAGAUCACAAAUGUCUACCGCGGGGGCUACUGGGAAGCCAAAGAGAGUCAGGACUGGUCAGCCUGCCCUGAUGUGUUCAGCACCUCAUAGAAACUUUCUGGAGAGAGAGAGAGGGGAGGGAGGGAGAGAGAGAAAGAGAGAGAGAGAGAGAGAGAGAGAGAGAGAGAGAGAGAGAGAGAGAGAGAGGGGACAGUGCUGCACAGAAUUAUCUGAAGGGGUGGGAGAGAGGUAGUUAUUACUGAAAAUAUCCACUUUACUGGCCCUACUCAACACAGUUCUACACUACAAAAUAAAAAUUCUUAGGCACUAAUAUAUAUAAAAUAUAUCUAAAUGUUUUUUUCCCAGCGAAACGCUGCGAAGGAGAGUUUGAUGGCAGGAUUACUGAGAAUUUACCAUCUCCCCGGGAAUUUCAUUGAAUCUCAACUAUGGUGUUUUGUCCCUCUUCUUUUUAACAUUUACAAGAAAAAAAAUAACAAAAUCUAUCAGAAAAGUAAGAGUUCUGUUCUCGCAAGCUGGAAGAAGCGCUGCCCAUCUUUAAAAUCCAUUCUCUCACCUCUUAUUAGCUUUAUUAACAGGAUCACUGCCCCCUCCCUUUAC
Messenger RNA from Polyodon spathula (Mississippi paddlefish), 3044 nucleotides. RefSeq names its product oxysterol binding protein. Gene Ontology annotation, cellular component: intracellular membrane-bounded organelle; cytosol; membrane. The transcript has 15 exons. The record is from RefSeq and is a predicted model, not a curated record. Lineage: Eukaryota; Metazoa; Chordata; Actinopteri; Acipenseriformes; Polyodontidae. The coding region runs from base 268 to 2679 and encodes 803 amino acids. Gene Ontology annotation, molecular function: sterol binding.